Cladocopium goreaui is the source of this 906-nucleotide messenger RNA. The record is from the annotation of a GenBank genome assembly. Lineage: Eukaryota; Dinophyceae; Suessiales; Symbiodiniaceae.
AUGUCGGAUUCAGCAGGAAGAGGCGGAAAUAUUGGCCUUUUCACUGCCAGUCUCCUUUUGUGCGGAGUUGCCCUGAACAAGGUGCCGUCCUUUGUUGGGCCUUGUGCCAGACAGCCUCGCCUGCGGCUUGUACGGCAUGCAGGGGAUGAUGAGGUUGCAGCCCUUCUUGCCCAAGCAAAGGCUCUUAGAGAGGAGGCGGAGCGGGAUGAGGCGGCCAUGAAGGCGGUGCGCUCCGCCCAGGAGGCGACCGAGGCCGCCGCGGCUGUGGAGGCCGCCGCUGCGGCGGCCGACGCCGCGGCGCUGAAGGAGGCCGCGGAGCGCGCGCAGCGGGCGGCCGCCGCGGCCAGCGACGGCGACGUCGUGGCUAAGGCCAGGGCCGAGUUGGCCGCGGCCAAGGCGAACCUGGAGAUGGCCAAACAGGAGGCUUCCGGCGCUCGCAAACAACCAGCUGCUACAGCUCCCAAGACUGAAGGCAGCAACCCAAGUGGCCGGCUCGAGGAUGUCAAGAUGAACUACUCGGGGAAGGUCAUGACACAGGCGGAAUGGGAGGAUCUCUCUGAGAAGUUCAAGGACAUGAACCUCAUCGAGCAAUUCCAGACCAAUUCCAAAGUAGGGCCACAGGGGCGACGAAAGUUGAAGGCACUCAGAGAAGGACAGACAGGCCGUGCAUUCAUCCUUCCUGGUGAGCGAGUGCGCUUGCUGAAGGAAGACAAUGCCUUCCGAGCGGCUUUCAAGCGCUUCCCGGGGCAGUCCUUGAAUGGCUACACUGCUGAGAAGUGGGCCAAGAGGGGCCAGGAGUGUAUCAUUGAAAAGACCUUCAACGACAAGACCAUCACCUGUGUCUUUGCUGACGGCAUCAGAUUGGACUUUCCGUGGGAAAUCGUCGAUGGCUAUGUGGAUGACUGA